GGAAAUUCAGAACUAGAUUUUUGGCGACUCAGGGGGAUGAGGGGGUGGUUUAUGUAUCGGAAACUAUGUUGUUUAAUGUUGGAAAUGCGCUGCGCUGUGAGGACGGUUCGACAUAUUUUAUAUUACCCGCAGGUGGCGAGCCCCAACAAUUCGCCAACGAGGUGAAAAUAUCCAUGAUAUCAAAUCCUUACGAUUGCCCUAGUGACUUGAUCGACACUGUCUUGAAGAAUUAUUUCUCCAAUCCGAAAUAUCUCCGCAAAAAUGAUGUGAUCACCGUUGACGUCAAGGAAUGCAGUCCAGGGCUUUACUACAGUCUCCCAUCCCCUCAACUGAGACUGCUGCACUUCAGAGUGACUUCCAUAGCAAUCGACGGGAACAAAACAUUGGAACCUGCUUAUGUUUGCCAAACAGAGUCGACAUUGAUUCAAGAAGGAGAAAUUCACCAGUAUCUUCCUCGGAAUUUCAAAUUGUCGGUGCAGGGCCUCAAAAAUCCAACCAUUGAGGGGGAAUUUCAGAGGGGAUCUCUUGACAAUUGCCCAGGAUUUCUGAAAAAAUAUCUGCGAGAAUUGGAGUCGUGUAUUUUGCCGUUUAUAACAUCAGACAAUUGGCUAGGAUUGAAGCCAGUCUUCCUCGUAGAGGGGCCCCAGGGCUGUGGGAAAUACCACCUCAUUAACGCUCUGUCCAAGCGACUCGGCCUGAACUUCUUAAACGUCGAUUGCAGCGAAAUUCGAACCCUCUCCCCCUCUCAAACCGAAGCAAAACUCCGGAUCACCUUUACCAACGCCGAAAAAUGCGUUCCCUGUAUCCUAAAACUCUCCAGCAUUCAAAUCCUGGGGAAAAACCCCGAGGGGAAAAUCGACGAUCGAGUCACUUCGAAUUUCUCCCACCAGCUCGCAGAGCAAUAUUCAAACAAAUCCCCUCACCCUCUCAUCAUCAUAGCCACCUCUGAAUCCACCGAACUUCCCUCAGAACUCAACCGAAAUUUCAUCGAAAAAAUCAAAAUAGACUGUUUAACCCAGGAUGAGCGCACCAACUUGAUAAACUGGUUCCUAAAAACUCAGAGGAUCGAGCACUCGAGCGUCGACAUCUCGAAAAUCUCAGCGAUGUGUUCAGACUUCCUCAUGAGCGACUUGCAAUCGUUGACUCAAACAGCAGUGAAAAAUCGCUACAAGCAGUCAAGAGCCCCAAUAAUCAGUCUGAAGGAAGAGGACUUCACCCAGUCGUACAAAUCGAUGCAGUCGAUCUUCUCGGACGAAAUCGGAGCCCCCAGAGUCCCCGAGGUCCACUGGGAGGACAUCGGUGGCCUCGCGAGUCUCAAGCACGAGAUCAUUCGGAGGAUCGAAGUUCCAUUGAUGCAAAAUUCUGGAAUUGAGAGCUCUGGGAUUCUCCUUUAUGGGCCACCGGGGACCGGAAAGACUCUUCUGGCGAAAGCUGUUGCUACAGAAUGCAAGCUCAACUUCCUGUCUGUGAAAGGACCGGAAUUACUGAAUAUGUACGUUGGACAGAGUGAGAAGAACGUCAGGGAUGUCUUCGAGAAGGCGAAAAGUGCGUCGCCGUGCAUUAUUUUCUUCGACGAACUGGACGCACUGGCGCCGAAUCGAGGCCGCAGUGGAGAUAGUGCGGGGGUGAUGGACCGAGUUGUCUCCCAAUUGCUUGCGGAGAUGGAUGGGCUUGGGAGUUGCAGCAGGACCUUCAUCGUUGGUGCCACCAACAGGCCAGAUCUCGUUGAUUCUGCUCUGCUGAGGCCUGGGAGGUUCGAUAAAUUACUGUACGUGGGCAUUUGUUCGGAUCGGGAGUCACAGUUGAGUGUCCUGAAGGCGAUUACGAGGAGGUUCUCGUUGGGAGGAGAUAACGCACUUGAGGAAAUUGUUGAGCAGCUGCCGGAGAACUUGACGGGGGCUGAUCUCCAGGCGGUUUGCUCAAAUGCCUGGCUGAAUGCAGCGAAGAGAGUCAUCAGGAAUUAUGAGAGUGAUUUGGAAAAGGGCAGAGGUGGGGGCGGACAAAAACCCGAGGGGGGCGUCGAGGUCCUCCAGGAGGACUUUGUUGAUGCACUUCGGGGUUUGGUGCCUUCGGUGAGUCAGGGGGAACUUCGGAGGUACGAGAAACUUCGGGGGGAGUUGACGUCGAAAAGGAGGUAGAGGAAGAUUUUCGGUUUCCGCGGACAGGCGACAAAUUCAGGCGGGUGAGGCUCUCUGAAUUUUUAAGGAUGUAUACACCCUUUUCGUCAAAUUCACGUUUGUUGAAUUUUUGGGGUAGAUUGGGGAGCGGAUUGACGUGGAAAAAUAUAGUUUUUGCGUUUUGUCGUUAAUUAUUGACUCACGAAAUUUCAUGACCGUGCAGUUAUUUUCCUGCAUUUAUCAUUUUCCUAUCAAUAUUCCUAUUUUCGUUUUUUUAUCAUUUUGACGUUCAAAAAAUUCGAUUCAGUCGCGUAGUUUUUGAGAUUUCGAGGCAAAAAGAUUUCGAGGAAUUGCUGUAUCUCGAAAAUAGUGUGACCGAUUGGGCUGAUUUUUCGCCCAGAUGGGCUCCCAAUCAAUGCCAAUUAUUCCACAAAAUUUCAGAUUUUUAGCUCGAAUUUCACGAUUUUUUUUGGGAAGAUUUAUAAAUAUCUAUAUCUUGUAGAGAGGUAUUACGUUAUAGUCAUCCAAUAGAAUUAGUUGUUUAUAGUUUUAUAUAUUAUUAAUCAAAAGUGAACAAUAAAUUUUUUUAAAAAUAAUUCGUUGCU
Diachasma alloeum is the source of this 2722-nucleotide messenger RNA. It is a transcript of the gene Pex6, whose product is annotated as peroxisome assembly factor 2. Gene Ontology annotation, cellular component: peroxisomal membrane; cytosol. Gene Ontology annotation, molecular function: ATP hydrolysis activity; ATP binding. NCBI's taxonomy places the organism in Eukaryota, Metazoa, Arthropoda, Insecta, Hymenoptera, Braconidae. The transcript is spliced from 3 exons. Gene Ontology annotation, biological process: protein import into peroxisome matrix. The record is from RefSeq and is a predicted model, not a curated record. Bases 66 to 2138 code for a protein of 690 amino acids.